CACUUAAAGAUCGUAUUCUCAAAAUAUAAAAGCGCAAAACUUCAAAAUCAAUAACUGAAAAGAAAAAAAAAUUUUUCACAAUUUCAACAUUAAAUAUCGCUCUAUUCAAAAAAUAAAAAAUACUAAAACAUGCGUCGUAUCUAUUCGACGAACCUACUCAAGCAUGUUAGGACCGAAGAAGAACUUGUACGAGAAGAAAAGCGCACACAUUGUCCGACCAUUGCGGUCGAGCAACCGACCGAAUUUCCAGAAGUCAUCAUUGCAACUGAAUUCCUGGAGUCCAGUCACUAUCACAUCGAGACUGCGCAGAAAUGGUUGGUUUUGAAUGGCAAAAAUGGACGACAACAUAAAUUUCCACUGCAAACCAUCUUGCCGAAAGUACAAAUGACGCGCACGGUGGCGCCGAAGCAACUACCACGCGACGUUGAAGUUGAUCGCCGGCGCCGACAAAACAGUAAACUGGAUUUAUUGCAAAUGCUAGAAGAGGCUGGCAUUACCAAUACCGAUCUGAUGCCAAGCGAAACACUUUAUUACACCCUCUCAGAUAAUGUAUACCCACACUUUCUACCGCUGAGCUUCUUCGAUGAUUACGACUUUGACACAAACUCACCGGAGGCGUGGUUGAGUUUGGGAAAAGUAGAGGAUGCCGUAUAUCCAUUGCCAGCAAAAGCUUUCGUGCCAUACAAACAGAGCCUCUUCGACUAUAGGUGGCAAUAUGCAGCCGUUAGCGCUUACGAUAAUGAGACAUGUAAAUGGACUGUGAUGAACUUGGCUGAUGAGAUGUUAUAUGAAUUGCCAAGUAUACAGAUUAUGUUUCUUGCCGACAGUCCGAAAAUGUUUGUGCAACGCAUUAAGAAAGCGUUAAAUGAUCGUUCCAAUGCCGAACGGCUGAUCAAAAUGGAAUCGAUCGUGGACUGUGUGCUGAUGCAAGAUAUUGAAGAUCAACGCUUCAUGCGCAACGCACGUAUCGAUAAUCUGCUGCAGAAGUUAAUCGGUAAAGCCGAUGAAAAAUUUCAAAAUCAAAUACGUACCGAAGUUUAUCUGGUUUUCGAACAUUUAAUGGCUUGUUAUGAAUUCGAAAAGUUCGUUAAACUCAUGCCGAAAGAGUUUCCCGCCUUUGAUGAUAAUCUGAUCUUGAAUUCGUUACCGCGUGCAUUCAAAUCGGUAGCGAACAUCAAUGAGGCGCGAAGUGUUAAGAGUUUUCGUGUAGAUAUCAAGAAAUUACGCUAUCUGGUAUUGCGCUCGACCAUAUUCUAUAUUGGCGCCGGCAUCGAGGCUAUGGGUAAUGUUGUCGUCCAAUGUCAGUAUAUCGAGACCUUGUCGAUUUUCUUGACGGGCUUUGUGAAACCCGUGGCGCUUAAUGAUUUCCUACAAUCUCAGCAGUCGAAUAGUAAUAAUGUCGCUACAUAUUUGAAGAACUUUUGGCCACAAAAGAUAUCGUCCGGCAUUACGUUGGUGCUGCGCGCACUCGGCAAAGGUUGGCUGGACAUCAGUCUCGAUAAAUGGAGCGUCUAUCAGAUGUGCAAGAUAUCACGUUUCAUAUUGCAAACGAAAUUUCGCAUGCAAGAAUCCAUACAGGUGCUCUUGGAGAAAUCGAUCAAUACAUUCAGCGUAUAUUUGACAGAUCCAUGCUUGCAAUUUCUGAAACUCCAGCAGGACUAUAAGUGGCGUAAUAAUUUCAUUGAAACCGAGUUUCCAUAUGAGAAGCCAAUAUUUUUUCUAAUCAUCAGCAUAUCGGAUGCGAGGAAAGUGGUUUAUUCAACCACACCCGAAGACUUUGCACCGCAACUGACAGAUAUCUUCAAGAAGGCGCUGGAGAAGACCAGCGGUGUACGCUGCAUUGAGGCUGAAACUUUGUUAAAUCUCAAGUUUGCGCCCAAUCUUUACAUCGAGACGGUGGAGCUCAUCGAAGACUUAUUCAUACAAUGGAAUGAUUUGUUGGGUCGUUGCUAUAAUCAAGCCGUGCUACCGUUAAACUCUUAUGCAUCGCUUUACGAACGCUUCAUCGACUUCUAUCUACUAAAUGUAAAUGAAUUUAUGCGCGAAUACGAGUCUAUAAAGCGAUCCUCAUCGGAGGUGAAAUAUGACAUAUUGGAGCACAAACGUCAGAAAGAGGAAUUGCGUGAGAUAUUACCAGCUUUCAUUACGAUCGGUCCGUUUCUGAUUAAUGUGGAUCUAAUGAAACAGUUGAUGAUCAAGAAGCACACAGAAAUUGUGCGCAAACUUUUCGAAUUCUAUCUACAACGUAUGUGGGAUAUCAAUGAGGCGAUUUUGGAACAAUGCUUAGGUAUUCAUCAGAAGAUUAGCGAUCGCCCACAGAGUAUUGAGCAUCUCUAUGAGAUACGUGACUUCGCUGUUACAGUGCCGGACGUUGUCGAGCAACUGCGUGCGGAUAUACAGAUUAUGUGGUUGGAAUAUGAAAUGCUGGACAGUUUCUUCUAUAAUCUUAGUGACACACAAUUCGCUAUGAAAUGGGAGGUUUACGCGUGGCCACACAAUAUUAUGCAGCGUUUAGGUACUUUACGUGAAGAGCAAAAGAAUGAUAUCGAAGAAUUUCGACGUGUGCAUUCCAGUGAGUGUAUUAGUUUUGAAGAACGUUUGGAGUCGCUGAACGAAGAGAUACAAGCUUUUUCGCUGAUAUUUGAUCCGAAUAAAGUGACCGAGACAGCGGUAGAGGUGAAAAAAACCUGGAAGCAAAUACAAGAAUUGGAGAAACUCGGCAAAACUCUGCAGUAUCGUCAGAAACUUUUCGAUCUUGAAGAUCUCUCAUUGGAAUUUCUCGAGAGCAUUAUCACCGGUUUCACACCAUACCGCCAAUUGUGGCUAACAUGUUUGGACUUUAUGAAGCUCGAGGAAGCAACCGUUGGGAAUCCACUGGUCAAUAUUGAUUUGGAAGAGGUUUGGAACACACUUGAAGACAUACGAAAACUAUUGAGGGAAACACACGGUAUAUUCGCCGAGAAGCCCGAAAUUCAGGAAGUAGCAAAUUUCUACUUAACGAAAUGUGAUGAUUUUGUGCCCGUGUGGGAGUGUAUCGAUUGGUUAAAGAAUGAACAUUGGCUCUUUAUGCAUUGGCAAGAGCUCUCUGCACGUAGUGGCAUGGAGGUUAAAUAUUCCGCUGCCAUGAACUUUUCCUAUCUCAUACGUAAAGGUAUAAUGGAGAAUCUGAGUUUGGUACAUGAGAUUUCAACGAAAGCCGAAUUCGAAGCCAAUGAAUAUAGAAGGCAACUGGAAGAGGAGGAACGACGUAAAGAGCAAGAAUUGCAAGAGCUAAUUAUGCGUAAAGCUUUGCGUAAAUGCCGUAGGGAUAUACUAAUAGAUGAAGCGGAAGGAGUAGUGGCAAAGAAGGAAGUAGAGAAAACCGAGUAAUUGGUGGUAAGUGCGGUAAAGAAGGAAUUCUAUUUUUAUUUAGAUUUUGAAGAAUGUUGAUUUUAUAAAAACAGAUGUUUUAUUUUAUAUUAAAGAAUCUUGCAAUGCGGUGUACCGUUUGUAUA
This is a messenger RNA of Zeugodacus cucurbitae (melon fly), 3494 nucleotides long. RefSeq names its product dynein axonemal heavy chain 1 (gene sac). Lineage: Eukaryota; Metazoa; Arthropoda; Insecta; Diptera; Tephritidae. Bases 130 to 3369 code for a protein of 1079 amino acids. Gene Ontology annotation, biological process: microtubule-based movement. Gene Ontology annotation, molecular function: dynein intermediate chain binding; minus-end-directed microtubule motor activity; dynein light intermediate chain binding. The transcript is spliced from 2 exons. Gene Ontology annotation, cellular component: dynein complex. The record is from RefSeq and is a predicted model, not a curated record.